Messenger RNA from Tachysurus vachellii, 3930 nucleotides. It is a transcript of the gene efcc1, whose product is annotated as EF-hand and coiled-coil domain containing 1. The record is from RefSeq and is a predicted model, not a curated record. Gene Ontology annotation, molecular function: calcium ion binding. The transcript is spliced from 7 exons. The coding region runs from base 155 to 2164 and encodes 669 amino acids. Lineage: Eukaryota; Metazoa; Chordata; Actinopteri; Siluriformes; Bagridae.
GACACACACACACAGACACAUACACACACACGCGCGCGUACCGCUGCAGGAGAAGAGGAUGAUGUUCGGCUGAGUAGCUUCGUAUUUUUUGCUGAAUCUGCUAAAUGUAACACAUUUCUCUAUAAAUGGAAUUCUUCUAAGUGAAACACAGAGAAUGGAGACAUUAGAAGCAUGUGAUCCGUACAGCCGCCCGGCGCGCAGAACACAAUGGAUAGUGAGCACACUGGCUUACCAUUACGGGCUCGACCGCGGCGUGGAGAACGAGAUCAUAGUUCUCGCCACUGGGCUGGAUCAGUACCUGCAGGAGAUUUUCCAUCAUUUGGACUGCCAAGGAGACGGCAAGAUCCCAGUGGAAGAUUUCCAGAUCCUAUGUGAAAUCCUGGGGCUGAAUAAGGAAACCGAGUCGGAGGAGUGCGCGGGGAUUUUGGACAGUUUACCGAGCGAGUUCACGUUCCGUCAGUUCCACGCCAAACUGUGCGGUUACUUCAGCACCAAGGCUGGUUGCCUUUAUGAGGACGGCCGGCUGCUGGUGGGAAGAGAGAGCGAGCACAUUGAGACCCAAAUCCGGCUCCGGAGCCCAAUGAGGCGCAGAGAGAAGCUUCUCAGCCUGGGCACCGAGAGGCGCGCUAGUGACUCCACGAAUGCAUCAGAUCAGUACAGUACAGGAUGCAGGCAAGGUUCAUGUACGCGCGAAUGUUAUGAGGACAUUGUGGCUUUGGAGGAAGCGGAGGACAGGAUAGCCAAACUGGAGGAGGAAAACGCAAGUCUGCGGGAGUUAGUGGAGGACAUGCGUGCGGCUCUUCAAAGCAGUGAUGCGCGAUCUUUGGCUUUACAAGUUGGACUUUGGAAAAGCCAUGUGAAACACAGGCAAGGCAGUGGUUGCUUUGUUGGCCAUCAAAACCGCAUGGUUCAGAAAUCCACCACUCAGGGCAGUAUGAAAAGACUUCAGAACUUCUUCACAGAGACAGAACUGGUCCGGAACUCUGAGCAGGUUGAAGAUGUCAUACUCCUCAACAAGAAGCUGGAGCAGGAGCUGCGUGUAUCUAGGGAGGCUGUGCUGUUGCUAGAGGAAUGCAACAGAACCCUGAAGAAGGAGCAGGUGGAGAUGAGAAAGAAAGUGGAGGAAGCCAGGGAGGCUUUGCUCAGUGGAUUGGGCAAAGUGAAAGAGCUGGAAGCCAAAGCCAGCCAUGUACCUGUCCUGCAAAGGCACAUGCAGCAGCUAGAGAUGGAACUUCUCUAUUACAGAGCCGAGAUCCCCAAAUUUCCUGCGUCUAAAAUGUUCAGCAGCACAGAUGAGCUGCAUUUCAGGGGCAACAUGCACCAAAGCAGCCGAUGUUGUCUGGAUACACAGCGAGAUCGUGGCUCUCCAACAGGUCAUGCAGAGACAAGUCACGACAACAUGGAGGAGCAGCUCUUCCGCUCAGUGGAGGGUCAGGCAGCGUCAGAUGAAGAGGAGGAGAGGUGGACAGGAGAGCAGCAGAGACAAGUGGAUGAGGUGAAAAGGAUUCUCACCAGGCUCUCAUGCUGUGGAGACAGGUGUGAUGAGAGUGCUUUGAAGAAGCUGCUGUCUCACUGGGGCGAGUCGUGGGCAGAGGAGAGCCACACUGCUGUUCUGCAGCUGUUGGAACGAGUGAGUCGUCUCCACAAACAGCUGGAGCUGAGAGAGAGCCAGGUCUGGAGAUCUGAAACUGACCCUGAGCAGAUAACGGACUCAUUAGUACAAGAGCUACAACAGAAGGCAGAGGAGACAGAGCUCCUCCACAGAGAACUACAGAUGUUGGAGACGGAGAGGGUGCGUCUGUCACUGGUUGAGGAAAAGCUUAUGGAUUUGCUGCAGCUCCUCCAGCAGCUCAGAGAUCUGAACGUUUCAAGGAGGUCUCUGGGUAAGAUCUUACUGAGUACGCUGGAGUCUUGCAGUGAUCCAUAUCAUGGUACAUUUUUAAAUCCUGUCUCUGUCGCUCAUCAGCAAAAUCACUGGCAUUCAUUCAGCCUGAUCGUGAACAUCCAUCUUGCUUUUUUCCACACAGGGAAGGCUCAUAUUUUGGAGGUGCUGAAUGCUCUUUGUCAUGAAUUGGCUGCAUGUGAGAUCCUCUCGAGCAGUGGCACAUCAGAGAACCCACAGAGUCACUCAUCCCUCACUAACUCCCUUCUCAUCUCCUGCUGAGCAGCUGACCAAACCGUGAAGGACUUCUUUCUGCAGAGGUGCAUUGUUGGAUGCUUUUUCUCUUUGCUCUCUGUCUAGACUUCUGUAAUUAUUUGUUAAUAUUUCUGUUUUGUUUGUCUUCUCGCUGUACAUGAAGAGAUAUUUCAUGUAGUACGUUCUCCCACUUACCCAGAAAAGCCAAGUCAGGUAGUAUUAUUAAGCUAGAACAAGAUGAAGCCUUUAGUUGUCACAUAAACAUUACAGCACAGUGAAAUUCUUUUUUUUUUCAUAGCUUAGGGAGCUGGGCUUAGAGCACAGGGUCAGUCAUGUUAUGUUUCCUCAGAGAGCAGAGAAGGCUAAGGGCCUUGCUUAAGGGGCCAACAGUGGCAGCUUGAACCUUCCAAUCAGUAACCCAGAGCCUUAACCACUGAGCGACCACUGCACGUCAACUAACUCAGAUAUCCUCGUCUGUGAAAUGAAUUAUUUACUAAUAUGUUUAAUAGAGGGUGGCACAAUGAUGCACAGUGUAGAUGUUCUCCCAGUAUCAGGGUGAGUUUCCUCUGGGUUCUCAGGUUUCCUCCCACCUCUUAAAAACAUGCUAGUAGAUGUAUUCCCUGCCUCGUGCCCACUGUUCCCAGGACAGGGUCAAUUAAUUUAAUGCUAGUUUCUGGACUAAUUUACUCAACAUCCAUCUUGAUUCAUGACUCAGUGCCACAGAAAUGUUAAGUUCUUAUUAUUAUUUUAGAAAUUCCAUGUUAUAAUGUUAUUCUUGUUAUAAAACUGUUAAAACAUCAAGUUAUAUAUACUGUUAUAUUAUUUGACCAGUCAAAAACCACUCAGGUAUGUUUACCUGUUUGAUUUACACUCCACCCCCUGCUAUGGAAAUACAAACUGUGACAGACAGGAAAAUAUCUGUCAGCAGUAUCCUACUGUGCAUAUACUGCUAACUCCAGAAUUAUUGGCAUCCUAAAUGCAAAUGAGCAAACAUGAACAUGUACAAAAUCAAUAGUUGUUAUAGAAUAGUUUUUAAUUCGACUUUAGGUACAGACUGAAAUAGCCAUUGCAAAGCACUGAUUUUGUCUCCAGAAACUUAAUCUCAGGAAGGCCUUCAAUCUUUAAUUCUGCAUUGCACCUCUCUGCAUCCUCAUUACUUUCCACUGUUCCUUAAAAAUGUUAAACUGAUAUAGACAUUUAGACAUUUUAAUUAAUAUUGUCUGGACUGUAUCCAUGAUUUGAGCUGUGCAGAUCAACUGAUUAUUUAACAGGAUCUGUUAGGAUCUGACUCUGAAACUGAAGGUUUGCUCUGGUCCUGGAUGAUUAUCAUGCUGUUUAUUGUACUUGUGGUUGUUGAGUAAAAAAAUGGGAAUGGAAUUAUUUUAAUAAUGAAAAUAUGCAUUUAUUUUAAAUAUACAUUUGGGUUGUCACUAUUUUUGCCAUUUUUGUGAGAGCAAAUAUUUUGUUUAAAUUUAAAGCUCUUUUUGAUGUGAAUGAUUUUUGCUUUAGAGGAAAUGUUGGAAACGUUCUGUGCGGUAUUUUGUAUGUUUUUAAGAGGGAUGUCAAUAAUUCUGGAGUUGAUGGAACAUGUGUAUGGUUUGUAAGCUGCGUUUUUGCCAUUUAACUUACAAACUACUUUUAGCACUUUUUAAGCAUACAGUUGUUUGUUCUAAUCUUUUUGUGAGCAACAGUCACACAUUAAAUGUGUGAAGAUGUAGCGAUAAGCAUCAUGCUUAGAGGUACAUAACCUCUCAUUUAUGGGCAUUAUUUGUUGUAUAGUCUGAGUAUCCCGA